AAACAGGUGCUUCCCUCCGCUGUUCUCUGCGCUGCUCGGGUAUAAAAGCGGUGCGGACGUGCGCCCACUCUGCAAUCAACAUGGCACCCAAAACGGUCUUCGCUCUCCUGGUCGUAGUCUGUCUCGCGGAGCUGACGUGGGCUUCUCCAGCUCCGUUCCACAGCAGGCGGUCAACGAACGCCACAACAGCUACUGCUACAAACGCCACAGCUAACAGUUCUUCCAACGACGCCGCCAGCGACGACGACAGCUCGAGUAGCAAUAUAUUCAGCGAGAUCAAGGAACACGUAGACAACGUUUUCGGUAACAUAUUUGGCAAACGCUCUGUUGACUCCAGCAAUUCCUCUGACGUCAGCUCUUCCUCCAACACCACCACCACCAGCAAUGACACUUCCUCCGAUAACGUUUUCGACGAAAUUAAAGACAAUGUGGAAGGGUUCUUCGGUCACCUGUUCGGGAAGCGCGCCGUGAAGUUCCCGACACCUGACGUGUUCACCAAACUCUACGAGGAGUGGGCAAACCAGAGAGCCAACCGCUCCGUCACCGUUAGAGCCACCAACAGCAGCUUCACAAUGGGCGACUUGUUUACCGAGGUUGUCAAGGGCUGGCUCAAUGGAGACUACAGCAAGCGGUCUGUUACCGUGAGGGAGACCGACAACAGCUUCACAAUGGGCGACUUGUUUGUCGAGCUUUUCAAGGAAUGGCUCAAAGGAAACCUGGACAAGCGUUCCGUUACCGUGUAAACAUACAGAUAAUGGUCGGUUUUGUCAUGUACUUUGUGCACCACUUACAAGAGCAAUUAAGUGACUACAGAUGCAGCACACUACUUGAUCUUAUUUCUGGUAAUUUAUUCCUGAACUAUUCAUUUGUGCAAUACAGCUAUUUUCACAAUAAACAGAUAUAGUUAUCCUUUA
This is a messenger RNA of Schistocerca americana (American grasshopper), 914 nucleotides long. RefSeq lists its product as uncharacterized. The coding region runs from base 81 to 743 and encodes 220 amino acids. The record is from RefSeq and is a predicted model, not a curated record. The transcript is spliced from 2 exons. Lineage: Eukaryota; Metazoa; Arthropoda; Insecta; Orthoptera; Acrididae.